GUCGGUCAUGCGCAUGCGCACACGCUACAAAAAUAAUUAAUGGAUGGUGGAAGUCAUGAAAAAAUCUGUUAAUUAAGUGUUAAUUUACGAGUAUCUGCACAAAAUACUCAAGAAAUAAUGACAGGUUGAUUAUCAAGUUGACAGAAAUCAUUUGGUAUGGUCUAAAGUUUUCAUAAUGCCAGCCCGAAAGAAGUCAAGAAUUGGCUAUAAAAAGAAAUACUCUGUUCCAUCCGGUUCCGCUCGCAAAAAGUCUCCUAUAUCGAAGAUUGAUGAUGCAGCAGAAUCAGAUGCGUUCUUCUCAACUCUGUUUGACGUCUUUUUACCAGACGAAAUUUGCUCUGUUGAUGUAAAUAAUGAGUCGAGUCCUGUGGAAUAUGUUGACAGUGACGGGUCCUCUGCAAAUGAAUUUAUAGUUUGUUUGGAUAAACCGUAUACAUACUCACCAGAUGUUGUACUUGAAGACUUCAUUGCGAGUCAGAAAUGUCGCAUAUUUAGUCAACUUCGGGAUAGUUGUAAACACGAUAUAAAAACAGGCAGUAAUUUUAUCUACAUGACAAAUUCAUCAGAUAUAAAGUAUGUCGAACUUUAUGAUAGCAACGACCAUUGGGAAAUACCAAGAGUUAAGACAUGUGUAAGGGUAAACAAAGAGUUAAUGGUUAAUAUCAUGGUCCAUGGCAAAUCUUUGCCUGACAGUCAUAGUAUUUAUGAAAAGAUUGGAAGAUGUUGUUAUUCUGUCAAGCGUGUUCAGAAAGCACUUGAUGUUGUUAGUCAAUACCAUAUUUGUGAAGGGAACCAGGACUCUGAUUUGCAAGACCUUAUUCCAGUGAGAGCUUUUAUUGAUGUGUCGGAGGGAUAUAAAUAUCAAGGUUACCGUGAAUCUUUUUACGUCAAGUCAACAAUAAGAUCAACAAAAUGUGAUUUUUUUGUAAGAAAGAAUGGAGGGCGAUGUGUUAAUUGUCAGACUUACCGUAGAACACUGCGCAAAACACUUCAUCGUAGAUCAGGUACCCCUAAAGUAUGUACAUCACAGAAGGAUUGGACUAAAUGUAAGACAUCUAAUAAAAACUUGACAGAAAAUCAAAAACUACACAAAAUCAAACAAUUUAAAGACUACAGCCAGCAAUUAGAAUUGGAAAAUGCACAGUUAAGACGAGAAAUAACAAAACAAAAUAAAACUGAAGGUGUCCGCAUAUCAGAGGGAGAAAAUAAAGACCUGUCGGAACUCGUGCAAAGUUGUGAAAAGGAAAUGGAAAAAAAUCACCCUGAUGAAUCUUCUUACCAGCGUUUGUUUUGGGAGCAACAACUAAAGUGUUCUAAACUGAAAGAUAAACAUGGUAUGCGCUGGCACCCAUCAAUCAUCAAAUGGUGCAUUUAUUUAAAAAGUAAGAGUUCAAAAACUUAUGACACUUUGAGAAAUUCUGGUUUUAUUAAACUGCCGUCGGAAAGAACCCUGUUUGACUACACCAACGCAAAUGCCAAAGGAAAAGGAUUUCUUGUUUAAUUAUCAACUGAUUUUU
Ruditapes philippinarum (Manila clam) is the source of this 1517-nucleotide messenger RNA. RefSeq lists its product as uncharacterized. Lineage: Eukaryota; Metazoa; Mollusca; Bivalvia; Venerida; Veneridae. The transcript is spliced from 3 exons. Bases 176 to 1501 code for a protein of 441 amino acids. The record is from RefSeq and is a predicted model, not a curated record.